Molecule: messenger RNA, 5500 nt
Organism: Trachymyrmex septentrionalis
Lineage: Eukaryota; Metazoa; Arthropoda; Insecta; Hymenoptera; Formicidae
Gene: wwk
Product: anoctamin-8
Exons: 16
Coding region: 69-3551 (1160 amino acids)
Biological process (GO): chloride transmembrane transport
Cellular component (GO): plasma membrane
Molecular function (GO): chloride channel activity
Source: RefSeq, a predicted model, not a curated record
GUCACAGUCCAGUUGAGGCGCAAGGGUCCUCCGGCUAAGGACUACGGUCCCUGGCAGUCCGGGACAUUAUGCCAGGCGGCGAGGGGUCCCCGAUCAAUCUCCUCGACCACCAUCAUCGCGCGUCGACUGCCGCCACCACGUCCACGACGAACGAGUGCGCAAACGGCGACGAUGUUAGGACCGCGUCAUCGGCGACUAGCACCGGCACGACCUUCAGCGCGAUGACGAGCGCCCUAGCGGGCGACGGUCUCCGUCGCAGAAAGGUCAUACACGCGGCCCGAGAGACCCUUGAUAAGGCAUCCCGUCUUUUAAGACGAAAAAUACCAUGUACAGGCCAUUUAAUGACCCCCCGCCGCCUAUGGAUACAAAAGGUUCCUACUCAGGAAUGCGACGUAGUCAUGAUGUUCCCUAACGGGGCAAACGACGAGACCUUGAUGUGGCUUUUAGGUCGGCUCCGGGCUGGAACCCCGGGGCUAGUAGUUCACGUGCGACAUCAUGCCUCGUCGGACAGUUACGGGUUUUACAUCACGGCACCAUUUAACGUUCUGCUCAAGGCCGCCGAGGAGGUGCAUCUUCCAAAGUCCCUUAGGCAGGAGUUCGGUGGAGGAUUCAAGGAGUUCGUCGGCUCCGAGGCCAACUGCUUCGAGGGUAGCGACGACGAGGUCCGAUUCUUCACUACCCAGGAAAGGCAGUCCCUAGUACUGCACUUACUAAACACUCUGAGGGCCGGUCCUCAAGAUCUCCAUAGUCUAGCCGGUCUUAAGAUGGUGGAGGGUCAAGCAAUUAUCCCAAAGUGCAUUUCAUCUGGUAUUAUUUCUCAGGUCUUCCCUCUUCACGAAUUACCCGCGUUAGAGAAACUGCAACGGAGCUGGGUCCGCGCGUUCCUCAGCCCCCAACCAUUGGACGAUAUUUGUAAAUAUUUCGGGGUGAAAAUCACCAUGUACUUUGCCUGGCUCGGCCACUACACUACCGCUUUGAUCGUUCCAGCUGCAGUGGGUGUCAUAUAUUGGGUCGGCAUCAUUGGCAGGAACCAAGCGGUGGAGGACGUGGCGUACGUUCUGUUUUCGGUGUUCAACGUGAUAUGGGCUACCGUAUACCUGGAGACAUGGAAAAGAAGGGGCGCGGAAUUGGCGUACAGGUGGGGCACUUUGGAUCAGAGGGACGAUUUAUUGGUCGAGCCUAGACCUCUGUUUACAGGAACACUAGAGGUUUCACCAGUGACGGGUAGGCUGGAACCGACGUAUCCCAGGUGGCGAAGAAAUAUGUUUCGAUAUUUCGUGAGCGUGCCUAUCAUUGCAAUCUGUUUACUCUUCGUCUUCAUCGUUAUGAUUCUGAGUUUUCAGAUACAGGAUUGGUGGGACGCACAUCUCGAAUCAGGAGGCUAUGGAUUCUGGCUAAGCUACGUGCCAAAGGUGUUGCUGGCAAUAGUGAUUGCGUUAAUGGAUGAAGCGUACUUCAAAGUCGCGGUGUGGUUAAACGAUUUGGAAAACUAUCGACUAGACACCGAGUACGAGAAUCAUCUGAUCUACAAAGUGGCACUGUUUCAGUUUGUAAACUCCUUCCUAUCGCUGUUUUACAUCGCCUUCUAUCUUCAAGAUCAAGAGAGACUCAAAGAGCAAUUGGCGGCUCUACUCAUAGCUCGUCAAGUGAUCGGCAAUCUGAAGGAAUCCGCGGUGCCAUACCUCAUCGAGCAACUACGGCUGGCACGGCUGAGCUUCGAACUGUUCGGGGCCUUGAGUCCUAGCGAGGCACGGCCACCCCCAGGCCAGGAGGGUGAAGAGGUACAGGGUGGUAAGGACACCGAGGAAAAGGACGAACGACCUGACAGCGGCAAAACGAAGCAACCGCGAAACGUCAGCCAGGCAGAAUUGGAGAGUUCCCUCUACAGAGUAGGGCAUCCCACUAAUUCUCUACUUAGUGACGUUACGUUCAAGUAUGACGGGGCGUUUUCAGAGCAUUUGGAAAUGUUAUCGCAACUAGGAUACGUCUGUCUCUUCUCGUCUGCAUUUCCAUUAGCUGCGAUGGCCGCUUUACUUGGGAAUUUGCUCGAAUUACGCGGCGACGCGUUCAAAUUAUGUUUCGUGCUUCAACGACCUUUUGGGCGUAGGGUCUCGAAUAUCGGUACAUGGCAAAACGCCAUGGAGGCAAUGGGCUUGGUCGCUAUUUUGGUAAACUGCGCUCUAAUCGGAUUGAGUGGGCAGGUGCAACGAAUGUUUCCGGAGAUGUCAGCAACGCAAACCAUUUUACUAAUCGUGGCAUUGGAACACAUCAUGUUCGCUAUUCGAUUUGUGAUUAUUUGCGCGAUUCCCGAUAUACCUCAUUGGGUCGCCACCGAGAUGGCUAAAGUGGAAUUCUUAAGACGCGAGGCAGUUCGAAGGCUAUCUUCGACUCCGUCACCGGAACAACAACCAACGACAGUGAUAGGGAGAUUCGUGGUGAGUCCAGCAGACGGAGAAAGCGAAGAGCAGAUGCUUUCCGAUCGCGCUGCUUAUGCGUCCAGUCGGGCGGACACCCCGACCCUGGCUUCGACCACCACCCACACACCAAGUGGUCCGACAACGCCGAGUGCCGCGUCGGUGCCGAGGAUCGCGGAAACACCACCUACGGCCGGAACCCCCGGCAGCGGUGGAAGCAGUAGCGAGACCAGUCCGUUCUUACCCGAGAGUAAUUCCAACGUCACCCGGGACAUUCGUAACACGCCGAGAUGUUCCAUACCCGGAGGCGAACGAGUAGGAAGACGCUCGAGGGAGUGGUUAAGCAACGAACCGGAAGCGUCCGGUACCAACGAUCAAUACGGCCAUCAUCUGACCAUCGGACCACACGGCGGCGUCGAUUGGGUACGUCGAUUAGGUUUAGAGCCAGGUGGACGAAAAUCGAGUGAUUCCGAAAUUAGCGGUGCCGCUGCAGUGAGCGGACGGGAGGAGGAAUUAACUUUGCACAGGUCAACCGAUUGCAUCGUCUCCAAAGAACUCGCUUCUUCCUCAGACAGCGAUCUUCUCAGAUCGGCACCGCCCUGGGCGGCAGCUCAUAGAAACCAGAAGUUCCGCUUUUCGCCCGAAAAGGAAAAGGAACGCGAGAAGGUGGAGAAGCAACAGUACCACCAGCAGCAACAACAGCAUCAUCAGCGGGAAACUCGAGAAACCCGGGAAACCCGGGAAACCCGUGAAACUCGUGAAACGCACGAUCAUCGAGCGAGCGAGCGGCAGUCUUAUCUCGCCGAAAAGGAGAAAGACUCGAGCGGGCUGUCGGAUUCCAGCAAAACCAUCUCGAGUCAAGAAGAGGAGAAACCGACGAAGGAGGAACGGGAGGCGAAGAAGACGCGCGUGAAGCAAAGCCUGAUGAAACGGGCGCGCUCGGUGGCGAUCUUCUCGCUAAAGCUGAAGGAACGUCGCGCACGGGAGGCCGAGCUUAAGGCCAAGGAAGCGGAAAGGGAGGCCAGGUGGCAACAGCCGCAAUCGUGCGUCGGCGGCGAGCUCUCGUGCAUCCCCAUAGAAAAGCUUAUCUCCGUGGACGACAUCGCGGCCAUGGAAAUGCGUCGGCCGAAUCAUUAGCCGCUUGACGAUUCAUCUUUCUCACACUUUUAUUUCCACGCUACGUAGAGAGCCGUUCGCGUACCGCGACACGCGGAUUUCCGCAACCGACGCGACGCGCGACGGCGAGAUCGCGUUCUCCGCGUUACCGGACGAGAGAAAAAGGCGCACAAAAUCAUCGCAGACACAAGGGAUCCCAUAGACGACAGUUCCGUAGACACUACUCCCGAUACCGCUCUCUAGAUCCAGGGCAUCGAACCGCGAUCUCCAAUUCGGUUCGGUUCCGGAACGGAGUGCGGCACACUUUCCAAGAUUCUACACGGAAAAGGGAAUCUGCCAAUAGCUAUCGAAUGUUGAGCAAAAUAAUUUCAUUCAACAUUUGAUAACUAUUACAGACUCUUGUUUUUAGUGUAUGCAAAUAAUGACCAUGUUCCAUUGAUAAGGACUGAAAAUCCUUAAACACGGAUUUGCGCAGAUCUUGAACUGACAUCGUGGCUAACGGUAUGAAGCUUUAAACAUGACGUAUCUUUUUUGAAGAGAAGGAAAAAUAAAAAUUUCGCUAAUUUGUAGCGGAAUGAUUUCGCGGGAGAUCGCAGAGUAUUAAUUUUGGGACAAAAAACAAAUUUUACCGAUUCCAAAAAAAAUCGAUGCGAUAAUUUUAUGAAGUGGAGAACUUUACUACUAAUUUUCUAAUUUCUACUAAUUUUAAGAAUUUCUCAAACUCCAAAUUUUGCAAAACAUUUUAAUUAGAUAGAUUAUCCUCGGAACACGCAUUGGAUAGCUGAAAUUAAUCUAUGGCUACGUUAAUCUAUGGUUAACGUGAAAUCUUUAUUAUGAAUUUUAUUUCCGAUACGCUUUAACGCGCAGUUCCGAAACCGAACGUAUAUCCAUUCCGAUAAUUUUAAUUUCUCUUCGAUUCGAUGCUCUGCACAUUCUCCUAGCCUAUUAUAGGUCGCUCGACGUCGUAGAUCGUUGAGCUCCAAACGUUCCGUUCGUGCCGUCAGUAUUCUACGCCGAAACAGAAUUAUCCUCGGCUGUGCUCCAUAACGCGCGUGUAAGGGAAAUCCUAAUGACGCAGUCGGACCCGGCGAUUCGUCGCGGAAUAAAGAGAUAUACCGAAAAUGGAAUAUAAGUCAGGAAAAUCCCUCUCAGAGAAGAAUGUAUGAUGUGUCCGGUUACACACUCGCUGAAUAGCGAGCCGCUGAGUCGGCGCGAAACUCAACGAAAAAUUUUGAAGAAGGAAACUUUGUUGUUGUUGCGGUAAUAAAUUGUUAAUUAAUCUAUAAAAUUUUAGGCAUUAAUGGAUUAAAGAAACUUUUUGCUAAAUAGAUCUCUACGAAGGCAUAUCACAUUGUCGAGGCCAUCCGCGUUGUCGCCGUCGCCUCUCAAGUUUCGUGUCUUCGUCCCCUAAAAUCGGACAUGAUGUAAUAUGGAUGCAGGAUGGGUUCGCGGCCACGUGAAACUCAUCGGCGAUGAAAUAAUGAGUCAAAGACCAUCAGGGUGCAUGGUACACGCGAAGCUCUUCGUCCAGACACGAAUUAAAGGAUCUAGUGGUCGUUUUUGUAUAUAGCGAAAAAAUGUUACGCAGAGAGUUGUAAAAUCGGUUUCCAUGGCCUAGCCUCAUGUCCCCGUCCGCGGCUGAACUUUAGCGCAGAGAGUUGUUGAGUAUUACAUACACGAAUACAUGUAUACAUACACACAUACAAAAUAAAUACAGAUACAUUACAUUUUAUUACAUUUACCAAUUGUUAGCUUAGUAUUUAUUAAUCAUUAGAUGCAUCCACAUUGAGCACUGUUGAGCAAACCGAUAAUCGCAUUGUACGUAGCGUACCCUUCGGGAAUUUGCGAGACACAAGUGCAUUAGAUGCAAAAUUGAUAGAUUAGCCGCUUUUCGUAAAGGCAGGUCGGAAUAAAUUCAGCCGGAAGCAUCUGUGUUUGUUAGAUGUUUUGUAUAAAACAAGAGAAUCGAG